Molecule: messenger RNA, 835 nt
Organism: Dreissena polymorpha
Lineage: Eukaryota; Metazoa; Mollusca; Bivalvia; Myida; Dreissenidae
Exons: 2
Coding region: 185-556 (123 amino acids)
Source: RefSeq, a predicted model, not a curated record
UUGAUCAACAUGUUGACAAUGAAUGUAAUUGCUUUCUAAAUAUAUUAAUUGCGAAAUUAUUCAUGUCCUGUUCUAGUUAAAAUACAUAAUACGAGAGUCACGUGAUUUAAUAGAAUCGAAGUGUAUAUAUAACUGACACCGGUCUGUAUUCGGAAGCAUUCUUUGCUAUAAAAUAAACAUCAACAUGAAGGUUCAAGCUGUGAUUAUAGUUGCUUGCGUUGCCAUCGCUGUGGGACAAGAUGUCGUCAUCUACGACGCGACUUCUCAGCCUAAAUGCACGCUGAUUAACCGUGCGAGUACAAAUGAUUGUCGCUGGAAAGCUGGUCUAGACAUGGCGGACCAAAUCAUCGAGAAAGGUCGCAUCAUCGCGUACAGAAUCCAGUGGUUUAACGGCUCGUGGUCGACCUGGUUUGGUCCUGGCUUGAACGACCUUGACAUCAAGUUCAACCCCAACUACGCGACUUGUGCCGUUCCUCUCAAGACCAACUCAAUGAGAAGAAUGUGGUCCUAUUUCUACGACCACACUCACGAGUUCAUCAUUUGUAAGCCGAAUUAGUUUCAAGAGUGUGCAUCAUAAAACGAGUCAAAUGAACUUAUAUGCUUGAAUUUGUCAAAUAAGCGCGUAUUUGUUGAUCUGCUAUAUGAAUGUUGCUGGCAAGAUUUAAUGUGUGAACAAUAUGCGUUUCACUAAAUAAAUUAAUUUAAAUUAUAAAUCGUUGGUGUCGAAGUGACGGAAUUGUAUAAUCACGAACAGGAUUUUUCGGAAAUUAAUCAAUCGAAUCAUCAUUCAAUGUUAUGUCGUUCUUUAUUGUGUGAAUAAAUGUAGUAGUUCGUU